AAAAAAUAGAUAUUCUUCGAAAUUAUGAAUAAUCUUUUCGUUUUGGUCUUUGUAAUUACUUUGAGUGUUGGAUCGAACAACGCUAGUAGAGUUUUUCCAAAAAAUCAAUUAUAUUUUAGAAACUCUUUUAGCAGGACUGAUGAAGUUCUUACAGUUCAAUGCAAAUCAGAUGAUGAUGAUCUCGGUAUUCACUCAGUGCAACGUUCAUACGUAUAUACUUUUAAGUUUGGGGAUAGCAUUUUCGGUGAGACUAAGUUUGUUUGCACACUAAAGCAUGGGGUUAAUUCUCAAUACUCUGUAACAUUUACUGCGUAUAAACAGAAUCAUUCUAUAAGAUUUGGCGCCAUAAAAGUUUGGGAGGCUUUAGAUGAUGGGAUCUACCUCACGGAUGAAGAUCAUCAUUUUUUGAAAAUGUAUGGUUGGGUAAAAUCUUAG
Arabidopsis lyrata subsp. lyrata is the source of this 435-nucleotide messenger RNA. Its product is annotated as S-protein homolog 7. Bases 25 to 435 code for a protein of 136 amino acids. The record is from RefSeq and is a predicted model, not a curated record. The transcript has a single exon. Lineage: Eukaryota; Viridiplantae; Streptophyta; Magnoliopsida; Brassicales; Brassicaceae.